Messenger RNA from Pezoporus occidentalis (night parrot), 2486 nucleotides. Its product is annotated as inositol 1,4,5-trisphosphate receptor-interacting protein-like 1. The record is from RefSeq and is a predicted model, not a curated record. Lineage: Eukaryota; Metazoa; Chordata; Aves; Psittaciformes; Psittacidae. The transcript is spliced from 3 exons. Gene Ontology annotation, cellular component: membrane. The coding region runs from base 1 to 1797 and encodes 598 amino acids.
AUGUGCCCCCGUGUGUUCACCGGGGUCUGGACGGAGAAUCUACGCAUGCUGGACCCUCCCCGGGGAGCUGGUGCCCCAGAACUGAGCACGCUGGGCACGGAGAACACGCUGCUCUAUCGGCAGUGGGAAUUCCUGCCUCACCUUUCUUCCACAGCAAAAGCACGCUCUGGGGAGUGGGACCCAGAUGCAGCUGAAGAGCCCACUGGAAAGGAGCCUGGCAACAGUGACUCCUGUUGCUACCUGGACACUGGCCCGCGGUUGUGCGGGCGGGACUGCGGUGUGCCCGCGGCGCCUGCCAUGGGUCUCGCAAGGCUCUUACUCUGGGUUCUGGAAGGCAUAUUCUCGAACGUGCGCAUGGUCGGUGAUGAGCUGGAUGAAGCCACACGUGAACUCAUGCAGCAGCGUUCGGAGAUGCUUAUCGAGGAGAUGGCUCGGAUGUUGCAGGAGCUGGAGCAGCAGCAGUUGGAGGAGCUGAAGAGAUUACAGCAAAAUGGUGUGACCUGGAGUGGCCUGCUCUCUGCUGCCUUGUGGAACUGGACGUUCUGGGCGACCGCUGGCUUCCUGCUCCUCCUGAUUGUGGGGCUCUGGUGCUGCUUUAGCAAAAGAAGCCCUGAGGUGGGCAGCAGCAUCAGCAGUGAAGAGGAGGAAGACAGUGAAGAAGAUGCCUCUAGUGCGCAAAAUUUGAACACGUACAUUGCAAGGCGCAAUGAGUGGUCAGAGAACGAACUGUGGGACCAGAGCGAGUGGGUGCUUGCGGUGGUGGAAAACCUCCUCUUUGCUUGCCAAGGGUCCAUUUUCUCGUCAAAGGGUUUCUUGCCGGAGCUGGGACCAGCCAUGGGAGUGGGCAGCGCCUUUGAUUGCUGGAGUCCCCAGGACGACGAGCCUGUCUACCGUUUCCUCGUGCCCCUGACACCCCCCCGUGGCCACACCUUCCGCCUGGAGCCAGGCACCGUGGCAAACAAGUCCCGCAUCCGUGUGGAGCUGCAGUGCACGUGCACUGCUCAGCAGACGGUGGGGGGCAUGCGGUGCUUCCUUCACAAGCCCAAGGAGCAGCUCAGGAAGAAGCAGAAGCCCAGCCUCCUGCACACCCUCUGCACCAACUCCUAUCUAGAUGCGCAGAAAACUGCGCGCUGGUUCCAGGAUUUGGUGAGGGAAAACAAGGCAAUCUUGCGUCUGUUACGUUCACGUCACUGCCUUCUGACCGUGCUGCCCUCCAGACGCUCCUGCAAAGUGGAAAUUGAGCAUAUCUCUGGGAUAACCAUGCUCAUUGAGACGAUCUUUGUCGUGCAGCUGGACAACUCAGACAUCUUCAUGAGCAGCCAGGCGAGAGAGGGUGUCUUCAGCCCAAGCACAACGUGGACACUGACCUGCGCCUGGGCAGAGGCAAAGUUCUUGUGGCUGAUGUUCGAUCAGACCCCAGACGACACCUUGCUCAGCUGCCUGCAUCUCUGCACCCGCACGCUGGCGGGCACAGGCUUUUCCCGCUAUGCCUUGAAGACAGUGGUGAUGCACCUCCUCACCACCACACCCCUGUCAGGCUGGCGCAGCACACAUUUCCUGCAGCGGCUGAGUGACAUCACGAGGUACCUGCACCGUUGCUUGCAGGAGAAUCGCCUCAACCACUUCUUCUUUGGGAAUGAGAAGGUUCCUGAGGAGAUCGUCUUGCCCCCAGCCUUGGAAAGAGCCGAGCCAUUCAACCUCUUCCAGCAUCUGGCGCAGGAUCCGGCUGCCCACGAGCAGGCAACGCGUGAGUUCAAGGAGCUGCAACAUCGGCUUACAGCACAGCUCUUCUUCUAGGGGCACUGAAAGUGGUCUUCAUGCAGAGAGCCGUGUUUGCAGAGUUCACAGCUGAGGACAGAUGAGGACCACCUCAUGCAGGAGGGAGAUGACGGACAGAGUGCAGGCUGCUGCAAGGAAAGGAAGAACCUCGUGCAGUGGACCUCUGCCGAGAGCCGCAGCAUUCUCUUCUGGAUGGUUCUGAGAUAGCAGCCGUUGAAGACUACAGCGGCGACAAAGAUGACUUUCCCCGUGCUUCCUUCUCUCACUGGCUGCGGCCAGAAUGGCAUUUCACAUGGGCCAAACUCUUGGUGGCAGCUCUGGCUGUGCAGGGACAAAGCGAGGGGCACCGCUGAUGUGCCCCCGUGUGUUCACCGGGGUCUGGACGGAGAAUCUACGCAUGCUGGACCCUCCCCGGGGAGCUGGUGCCCCAGAACUGAGCACGCUGGGCACGGAGAACACGCUGCUCUAUCGGCAGUGGGAAUUCCUGCCUCACCUUUCUUCCACAGCAAAAGCACGCUCUGGGGAGUGGGACCCAGAUGCAGCUGAAGAGCCCACUGGAAAGGAGCCUGGCAACAGUGACUCCUGUUGCUACCUGGACAGUGAGCUCCCUCCCUCUUUGACAGGGUCCAUUCCCUCUGGGAGCUUUCUCUUGUGCAAAGAUACCAAUAAAUCUCUCAUGUUACACCCAAAGAAGCACAGCUGCUGUG